CAAACUAUGAAACUAACACUAAUCAAAACAAACGGUUUUAUUUUGUGCAUUAAAAAGAAUUAAGUAACAAUAAAUUUAUUUAAUUCAAUUAAAUUAUCACACUAAAAAUAUAAAUUAAUUUUCUCUUAAAGUGAAAAAGAAAAAUCAGAAAAACUUAAAGUUAUUUGGUGCUGCUAAUUAGAGUGAAAGAAAGUAUUGUUUUUGAGGUUAGCUGUCACAUGUGUUUAUCAAAACAAAGUUAAAAUCAAAUUGAAAAAACUAAUUAUAAAAAGUUGAAUACUUAUAAAAUAUGAGCAAGAAAUUAAAAUUAGAAACAUUAAGUAAGACAAGAUCUUUACGUACGCGAAAAACUCCAGAGAAAUCAAAUGAUUUACAAUCGGAAACUUCGCAAUUUUUUGAUAACAAUGAUGAAGAUGAAAAACAUUCUAAAAUAGUAAAAACUAAAUUAAAAAAACGUUCUCCAAUUAAAAUAAAAUGUGAUGAUGAUGUAAAAGAAAUUGAAAAUGAACCUUCUUCCAAAAAUAAUGGGAAUUGGAUGCCAAAAAAUUGGGAAGCACUUUUAAAAAAUAUUAGAGAAAUGAGAAAAGAUGAAUCUGCACCGGUUGAUGAAAUGGGUUGUCAUAAAUGUGCCGAUACCGAUGCAAGCAAACCAAUUUUUAGAUAUCAAUCAUUAUUAGCAUUAAUGUUAAGUAGUCAAACAAAAGAUCAAGUUACUCACGCUGCAAUGCAAAGACUUAAAGAUUUUGGUUGUACUCCUGAUUCAAUUAUUGCUGCAUCUGAUGAAGAGCUUGGAAAACUCAUUUAUCCCGUUAGCUUUUGGAAGCGUAAAGUGGAAUAUUUAAAGAAAACAUCAACAAUUUUAAAGGAACAAUACAAUGGUGAUAUACCAGAGACUGUUGAGAAAUUAUGUGAAUUACCGGGAGUUGGUCCUAAAAUGGCUCAUAUUUGUAUGCAAGUUGCUUGGGAUAAAAUAUCUGGAAUUGGUGUUGAUACUCACGUUCAUCGUAUCACAAAUCGUUUGGGAUGGGCGAAAAAAACAACUAAAACUCCCGAGGAUACGAGAAAAGAAUUAGAAUCUUGGCUUCCUAAAGAAUUGUGGGCCGAUGUUAAUCAUCUUCUUGUUGGUUUUGGUCAAACUGUUUGCACGCCACAAAGACCAAAAUGUACCGAGUGUCUCAAUAAGGAAAUUUGUCCGUUUGCUAGAAAAAACAAUGUACAUAAAAAGUAAGAAAUUAUUUUCAAGAAAUAUUAUUUUUUUUUUGUAACAAUUUAUAAUGAAUGCGGUAAUUACUAAUCCUUACGAAAAAAUAUUAUAAACUUUCCUUUUUUUCCCUUUAUUAUAGAGUGAAUGCAACUUUAUAAUUUAUAGUUUAAUUUAAAUUAUUAAUUCCUUUAAUAUCAAACAUUAAUUUCUUAAUAUCAUUUUUUUUUUAAAUUACACAUUUUGUUAUAUAAUAUUUUUUCGUAAGAUUUCUUUUAAUAAUCCAUAUAAAUUAUAUUUUUUCUAAUUUUCGAGUAAAAAAUAUAAAAACCAUCAAACUUAAAUAACAGGGUUUUUUGUUUUAUUGGCGAAAGGACAUUUUUUGAUUACCAUUUUAUUUAUAAUGUAAUUACAGAUACAAUAAUUACAGUUCUUCAUUGGGAAGUUUUGUAUUUCAGGUUUUAUACACAUAGCAUAGUUGUUGAAUUGUAAGCUGUGUAUUGAUUUUUAAUACAUUGACAGAUUUUUUUUUUUUUUUAAUAAUAUUUCACACUUUUUGGCAGUUGAAAACGCGAGAUUCGCUUAAGAAAAUCGGAGUACCGUCUAAAAGCCACAAUUAUACGUAUUUUUUUAUAUUUAUAGAUAUAUAUUUUGAAACGUACAAAAAGGAGUAUUUUACAUCUCGAAUUAUGUGCUAUAAAUAUUGUUUUUUUUCAUGAAUAUUAAGAUACUUAUAGCUAUUUUGAUUAUGUGUGAAGUGAAAUUUUUUUACUUUUAAAAAUUGGAAAAUUUUCCAACAUGAAUUUUCUCGUUGAUAAUAAAUAAUUAUUUUUUUUUAAAAAAUAUUCGAAUCAGUCUUUUUUUUAAUAGUUUAAAGUCUUUAAGUACUGUAAAUUAUUUGGUGUAUUAUUUGUUUUUUAAUAUUAAUUUUAAGUUACUAAUUACCAUCAUGAUAGUUUGUUCGAGAUGAGAAAAUUAUAAACAAUUAUUACUAGUUUAUUUUUGUCGCAAUUGGACGGUACUCAUUGAUAAUAUAUACGCAAUUACGAUACGUACAUAAUUAUUUACAAUAUUUAUACCGUAGAUGCUUUAAUUAACUAAUAUUUCAUUUUUUCAUCAUCAAGCUCUUACUAUAUUUACACUUUUUGAUCUCGCAUUGAAUUGGUAAUUAACUAUUAUUAUUAAUCGAACAAUCAAUAAAAUUCUGAUCGUUUGACGAAUUGGAAAAAAUCCUAGAAGGGAUGUUGAUUUUGACUGGAAUAAUAUUAGAUCUGUUUUUAUAUUUAUAUAUAUAUAUAUUCGCCAGUCACGUAUUUGAUAUACGAUUUUUUGUUUACAAUUUGUGUAUUUGAAAUAUACACGUCUUCAUCAUCGCGA
This is a messenger RNA of Leptopilina boulardi, 2578 nucleotides long. It is a transcript of the gene Nthl1, whose product is annotated as endonuclease III-like protein 1. The record is from RefSeq and is a predicted model, not a curated record. The transcript has 2 exons. Gene Ontology annotation, biological process: base-excision repair, AP site formation; base-excision repair; nucleotide-excision repair. NCBI's taxonomy places the organism in Eukaryota, Metazoa, Arthropoda, Insecta, Hymenoptera, Figitidae. Gene Ontology annotation, cellular component: nucleus. Bases 290 to 1228 code for a protein of 312 amino acids. Gene Ontology annotation, molecular function: DNA-(apurinic or apyrimidinic site) endonuclease activity; 4 iron, 4 sulfur cluster binding; DNA binding.